Messenger RNA from Malus domestica (apple), 1961 nucleotides. Its product is annotated as beta-1,6-galactosyltransferase GALT29A-like. Gene Ontology annotation, molecular function: sialyltransferase activity. The record is from RefSeq and is a predicted model, not a curated record. Lineage: Eukaryota; Viridiplantae; Streptophyta; Magnoliopsida; Rosales; Rosaceae.
CUAUAAAUUCCUUCCCGUUGCAAAAAGGGGAGGAGACCAUGCCUCCACUGUUCCACAAACCUCUCCCUCUCCCUCUCCCGCUACAAAAACCCUCAACAAAUCCAAAUCACAGAUUUCAACUGCCCAAUCAAUAACCUUCAAUCCACCACCAAAUCUAAAGUGGUCAAUUGUAUUUCCACUGCAUUGCAUCUCCCACAACUCACCAGAAAAAAUAAAACCAAACCACCUUUCAAAGUCUCAAGCUUUUCACCUCCGAUGGGGUUUGUCACCUGCUGGUUUCUCCAAUCCAGUUCUUCUCUGGCAGCACCUCCAAAUCCCUCCAAGGUCCAAACCCCACAACCCCUUUAGUAUUUAACACUAUGAAAUUUUCAUUUUUCAGCCAAAUCCCACUUUCCUAACCAAAUCCCACGCACCCGUUUUCUCACCCUCACUCCCACUGAAACACUCAUCAGCAAAAUCCCAGAUGCAAAUCCCACUCUGAAAUCAAAACUUCCCUAAUGCCAAAGUCUGUAGAAAACCAGGAUGAACCCAACACGCAGAGCAUCAAGAUCUGCACUCCCAUCUAUUUCUGGCCGCAUUUACCGGCCCCCAUCAACCCUUUCAACGAUCUCUUCGUUCUUCCCAUGAAGCGCUCGGUCCGCCCAUUAUUCAGCAUUCUCCUUCUCAUUGUGUUCGCCGCCACGCUGACUUGCCGGAACGCCGUCCGCCAUACCUUUGAGCUCGAGAAGAAGGUGCUAAUCCAACCGCCAAAGCCGGUGUUCAAUGCCACUCUGCUCAGAUUCGCCGCCGUUGAUGCAGGCGAAGCUGAAGCCAAGAAGGAGAUAGAGCAGCUGUUGGAGGGUAACCUUCUCGGACGGUACCGGACUUUUGCUUCGUGGAGGCGAUUUAAUCACCAGGAUAUCAGAACAAGGACGUCCGUUGGAUUGCCGGUAAUGCUCCGCUCUCCUCAGUUCUAUCGUUAUUGGUUGGAUUUUAGGAGGGUUUUGAGUGACUGGUCGAGAAACAAACGGUUUCAUGCUGAUGUUAUGUUGGAUUUAGUGAGACUUGUUAGGCCGCCCAUUGACAGGCACAAUGGCUUGGUGGGUUCGGAGCAACGGCGUUAUUCGUCGUGUGCAGUUGUUGGAAACAGUGGAAUUUUGUUGAACAGUAAUCAUGGAGCUCUCAUUGAUAGUCAUGAGGUAGUCAUUCGAUUGAACAAUGCUAGAAUUGAGAGUUUUUCGGAGAAAGUUGGGUCGAAAACCAGCAUUUCGUUUGUAAAUAGUAACAUUUUGCAUCUUUGUGCUAGGAGAGAUGGUUGUUUUUGCCACCCUUAUGGACUAAAUGUGCCAAUGAUCAUGUACAUUUGCCAACCGCUGCAUUUCUUCGAUUACACGAUAUGCAAUGUGUCCCACAAAGCGCCUUUGCUGGUGACUGAUCCGCGGUUUGAUGUGUUGUGUGCGAGGAUCGUGAAGUAUUAUUCGUUGAAAUGGUUUGUGGAGGAGACGGGGAAGUCGUUUGAGGAAUGGGCUGCUGUUCAUGAUGGUUCCGUGUUUCAUUACUCUUCCGGUAUGCAGGCUAUCGUGCUCGCUUUGGGGAUUUGUGACAAAGUUAGUGUUUUUGGAUUUGGGAAGUCGGAUUCAGCUAAGCAUCAUUACCAUACGAGCCAGAAGGCCGAGCUUGGGUUGCACGAUUAUCCAGCGGAGUACGCUUUCUAUCACGAUUUAGUUGAGAGACCGCAGGUAAUACCGUUCCUUUCGGAGAAAUUCAAGAUUCCUCCUGUGGUUCUAUAUUAAUGACAUUAUGGCAGUUGAAUCACAUGGUUUUGUGGAAUUAGGUGGUUUGAAUUGUUGUAUUGUUGUUGUAAUACUAAUCCAAUUGUUUGAAGAUUUAUCUUUAGCACUUUGACCUCUACUAUCAAUAGUUUUGGGAAAUGUCCAUUGUAAAAUUCGAAUUCAAAUCCGAAUCAGUUCUCUGUUUUUCAA